This is a messenger RNA of Hermetia illucens (black soldier fly), 638 nucleotides long. It is a transcript of the gene Dim1, whose product is annotated as thioredoxin-like protein 4A. NCBI's taxonomy places the organism in Eukaryota, Metazoa, Arthropoda, Insecta, Diptera, Stratiomyidae. Bases 140 to 568 code for a protein of 142 amino acids. Gene Ontology annotation, cellular component: U5 snRNP; spliceosomal complex; U4/U6 x U5 tri-snRNP complex. The transcript has 2 exons. Gene Ontology annotation, biological process: mRNA splicing, via spliceosome. The record is from RefSeq and is a predicted model, not a curated record.
UUCACUGUCAACGCUACUUGACGUUUACAGCCUAGUUGAGUGUUUACCAAACGUUUUCGGUGAAAGUAGUCUGCACCCUCCUCGUUGUUUCUUUUUACUAUUUCACACUACCCAAAGAACCCUUAAAUAAACAAUCAAAAUGUCUUAUAUGCUACCGCAUUUGCACAAUGGCUGGCAGGUGGAUCAAGCCAUCCUUUCGGAGGAGGAUAGAGUUGUGGUCAUUCGUUUCGGCCACGAUUGGGACCCUGCCUGCAUGAAAAUGGACGAAGUGCUCUACAGCAUAGCUGAGAAAGUAAAGAACUUCGCCGUGAUCUACUUGGUUGACAUCACAGAGGUUCCGGACUUCAACAAAAUGUACGAAUUGUACGAUCCCUGCACGGUUAUGUUCUUCUUCCGGAAUAAACACAUCAUGAUCGAUUUGGGGACGGGUAACAACAACAAGAUCAAUUGGCCGCUCGAGGACAAGCAGGAGAUGAUCGAUAUUGUAGAAACGGUGUACAGGGGAGCGCGCAAGGGACGCGGUCUUGUGGUGUCGCCUAAGGAUUACUCCACGAAAUAUAGAUAUUAAGUUGCGACUGACUAGAUUUCUUGUAAUUUUACUAUUUAAGGGCGAAUAAAAUUAUUUUAAUGUAAAUGAA